Sporothrix brasiliensis 5110 is the source of this 381-nucleotide messenger RNA. RefSeq lists its product as uncharacterized. Lineage: Eukaryota; Fungi; Ascomycota; Sordariomycetes; Ophiostomatales; Ophiostomataceae. The record is from RefSeq and is a predicted model, not a curated record. The transcript is spliced from 3 exons. The coding region runs from base 1 to 381 and encodes 126 amino acids.
AUGGCCACCGACGACGCCGACAAGGCGGCCGACGGCCAGCAGCAGCAAGAGCACAAUGCUGAUCAACAGCACGCUCGCCUGGCAGCAGAUGCCGCUCCAUCCACAACAUCAUCGUCGCUGCCGCCCGACGACCAACCUCCUACCUCAGUGGCUGCGCAAAGGGCGGGCCUAGCACAGGCCCUAGAAGAACUGUCCAGAGGAGAACGAGCCGCUGACAAGCUCGAGCGUGAGCUCCAAGCCUUCGAGGCCAAGCUAGAAGAGCUACUGUCGUCCAUGGGCAUGUCCGAAGAGGACCUGGACGCGACUAGGGACGACGAGCAAGAACAAGGUAGAGAGGCAGCCGGAGGGCGAGACACUGCAUCACAAGAGGGCAAGAAAUAA